Molecule: messenger RNA, 2114 nt
Organism: Acanthopagrus latus (yellowfin seabream)
Lineage: Eukaryota; Metazoa; Chordata; Actinopteri; Spariformes; Sparidae
Product: glycerol-3-phosphate dehydrogenase [NAD(+)], cytoplasmic
Exons: 8
Coding region: 133-1188 (351 amino acids)
Biological process (GO): glycerol-3-phosphate catabolic process; carbohydrate metabolic process
Cellular component (GO): cytosol; glycerol-3-phosphate dehydrogenase (FAD) complex
Molecular function (GO): glycerol-3-phosphate dehydrogenase [NAD(P)+] activity; NAD binding; protein homodimerization activity
Source: RefSeq, a predicted model, not a curated record
CGCUGGGCGGGCCCGUCUCGGCCCUCAGAAGGGCCAAUAACAGGAGGCUGAUAGCUCGUUACAUAACCCCUCUGCAGGUCCUCCCCGGCGCUCAGUGCGGUCCACCUCCACUCAGCGCUUUACCUCCUCACCAUGGCAGCUCCGAAGAAAGUCUGCAUCAUCGGCUCCGGAAAUUGGGGUUCUGCCAUCGCCAAGAUAGUGGGUGCCAACGCUGCUCAGAAUUCAAAAUUCGACACCACCGUAAACAUGUGGGUGUUUGAGGAGAUGGUGAACGGGCGCAAGCUGACUGAAAUAAUAAACACGGACCAUGAAAAUGUGAAGUACCUUCCCGGGCACAAGCUUCCGGCAAAUGUGCUGGCCAUCCCGGACCUGGUGGAGGCGUCCAGCUCUGCAGACAUUUUGGUGUUCGUGAUCCCGCACCAGUUUGUCGGGAAAGUGUGUGACACCAUCAAGGGCAAGAUAAAGUCCGACGCCGUGGGGAUAUCCCUCAUCAAGGGUGUCGACGAGGGGCCUGAUGGACUUAAACUCAUCUCAGAUGUGAUCCAGGAGAAGCUUGGGAUCACCAUGAGUGUGCUGAUGGGAGCUAACAUUGCCAAUGAGGUCGCCGAUGAGAAGUUUUGUGAGACCACCAUUGGAUGUAAGAAUAAAGACCACGGGGCUCUCCUGAAGGAACUCAUGCAGACAAACAACUUCAGAGUCACUGUCGUAGAAGAGUACGAUGUGGUGGAAAUCUGUGGAGCACUAAAGAACAUUGUUGCGGUCGGUGCAGGCUUCUGCGACGGUCUGGGCUUCGGGGACAACACGAAGGCAGCCGUGAUCAGACUGGGCCUGAUGGAGAUGAUCGCCUUCGCCCGGAUUUUCUGCACUGCCGGCCCUGUGUCCUCGGCAACGUUCCUGGAGAGCUGCGGCGUGGCGGACCUCAUCACAACCUGCUAUGGCGGCCGCAACCGCAGAGUAGCAGAGGCUUUUGUGAAGACAGGGAAGUCCAUCGAGGAGCUGGAGAAAGAGAUGCUGAACGGUCAGAAGCUGCAGGGACCAGCAACAGCCGCCGAGGUCUAUCUCAUCCUCAAUCACAAAAACCUAAUUGACAAGUUCCCACUGUUCAAUGCAGUGUAUCAGAUCUGCUAUCAGGGCCAUCCAGUCACAGAGUUCAUAAGCUGUUUGCAGAACCACCCCGAGCACAUGUAAACUCAGCAAACUGACCAAGUGCCUUCUAAAUGAAGAACAUUGUCGUUUCCUCACCUGUUACCCUGUCAGAAAUAGACUGGGGAUGACAGGUCACUCCGCAGCUGUCAUGCAACCAGGUGGCUCCAGCCCAAGUGAGUGGAGAAGUUGCAUAACAUUUGCAUCUUCAGCUCCAGUUCAACAACUUUAUCCACAACAUUCAACUUCUUUCUUUUUAAGUGCUAAAUGUUGGCUGCGUUUUGUUCCUCGUGUGAUGGUCAGAUAGCUCUUUAUGCCUGAGUUCUUUCUGUUUAUUCGAGCCACAUGAAAUCAGAAUGCAUGGUGUCAUUUUGUAGACAAACUGAAAACUCUAACACUGACGUCGAGACUUUACUGGAUAUCAAAAAUAUGAUAAUUUGAUAUGAAUUUUAGAGAACUUUUGAUGACAUUGACUCUGGUUUGUACAAUGUUUAUAUGGCACUACAUCAUGCAUUCAGAUUUUGGCUGGGGCCAACCACUCAGGGCAAAGACCUAUUGACAUCAUUCUGUAGAGGGAAAAAAUCUAACAUUUAUGUUGCCGUCCAGUGAAGGCCUGUCCACCACGAGUUGUUUAAUUAUAGAUGUAAUACCUCACUAAGUUAUGUCUUUGUAUGCUCUAAAGUGUCUUACAUAAUUCACUAUACUACUUCCUGUCUUGUACUGUAUAUUAACAUACUGUCGAACGCACAGCAACUGUUUUUAACAUAAAAAUGCAAGUGCCUUAGAAUGCACGGUUGCUAAGUCUUGAACAUUGUCCUUUUUGUCAAACCAAAGACUUAACGACGUCCGUCCGUCCUCUCUGCCAUUUGUCAUUGUGACCCUGCCUGAUCCUGUUUUCACUCAGUUAGGUUAAUGUGUUUUUGGAAAUUAUGUCAUGUGUCUGUGAAUAAAUUAAUUCAGUCAUCAAAUCA